GUUUGUUGAGUGAACGCGAGGAGCCAAUCAAUGGGCGAUCCUGUCGAUCAGCUGCUCUCCCCCGCUUAUCAUCACCAUCUCCACUUCCACAACUACCAAAACCAAGCCCAGCAGCUCCAACACCAGGACCCACCCCACAGCCAGAUUUACCCCCAAAAUAUCUACAGGGACCCGUCCCCUGGCCCGUCAUCGCCCGCUCACACCUCCGACGUCUUCCGCCACGUCCACACCCACCAAAUAUCCCCUCACGACAUCGACAGUGCUGUGUCCACCGGCGAACCCCACCCAGAUGACAGCACACCGGUCGACGAGGAGCCCCUUUAUGUCAAUGCCAAACAGUACUUCCGCAUCCUCAAACGUCGUGUAGCCAGGGCCAGGCUGGAAGAGGUCCACAGACUCUCAAGGCAAAGAAAGCCUUAUCUCCACGAGUCCCGCCACAAGCACGCCAUGCGUCGUCCCCGCGGUCCCGGUGGCCGAUUUCUCACAGCAGAGGAGAUCGCCGCACAGAAACUAGCCCAGCAAGCUGCCUGCCUAAAUGGUGCCAUCAUUCAGGAAAGCAGGGAUGACGCUGAAGACCCUCCGUGCCCCGAGCAGCACGAGGACGUGCAGUCUCGGGACGACCUUGUCAACUCAGUCGAUCCACCCUUGCGCGAAAACCGACCCAUUGCCCCGGUAUCACACCAUCACUUACAGUCUCAGCUCAUCCACGACCGCGAUCCCUAUGGUCAAGUGCUACCUACAGCCGAUAUAACUUCCGGAGCAUUGGAAUCAACCACUUCCUACCAUGCACUCUCGCAGAGUAACCCGUCGCAUCGCUCUUACUCCGAUAGCCGCCCGAGCCCACUUUCUGUCACUGUCUCUACCCGGCCAGCCAAUUCGCAGGCCAGCCCGAUAUUGCCCGAUCAAUCCCAUCACUCUCAGAAAGGCACAAGCCCUGUGUUGCGUGCUCCAUUCCAAUCUACAAUGCACCACGUUCCCCACCCGCAUGCUCACGCACGUCUCCGGCAUCUAAACUUUGCGGACGGCUUAUAUCCCACUGAUGACGCCGGUCAGAGUUCAUCAGGUGGGGUAUCGCGUUCACACCCAGACCGCCUUCUGUAGUUCGCGAAGCUAGCUUGUUAUUCUUCCUUCUGCCGGCCACCCGCCGACCCAGACCGAUUCCGUACCAAUGUUUCUGUCGUCGUUGUAUGUAGAUUUGCGGUUUGUAUGACGUAGAUGGACGUUUGAGCUAUGACAUAAGAAACCUGAAUGUAUACCAAGACAAGAAAUUGCUAGUACAGUAACUUUGCAGGUCUAUUCCUGCACAUCCAUCUUUUGUACUAGUGCAGAGGACGUUGCGGGUGCUGUUCUAGC
Pisolithus orientalis is the source of this 1353-nucleotide messenger RNA. Its product is annotated as CCAAT-binding transcription factor (CBF-B/NF-YA) subunit B-domain-containing protein. The transcript has 2 exons. Gene Ontology annotation, molecular function: DNA-binding transcription factor activity, RNA polymerase II-specific; RNA polymerase II cis-regulatory region sequence-specific DNA binding. Gene Ontology annotation, cellular component: CCAAT-binding factor complex. The record is from RefSeq and is a predicted model, not a curated record. Bases 31 to 1101 code for a protein of 356 amino acids. Gene Ontology annotation, biological process: regulation of transcription by RNA polymerase II. NCBI's taxonomy places the organism in Eukaryota, Fungi, Basidiomycota, Agaricomycetes, Boletales, Pisolithaceae.